AUGGAAAAACUUUUCAAGAGCCUCAAUGACAGUUUUGUGUCUGGAGGAUACUCUGGCAGAAACCACGAUAACCCAAAACGAGAGCUGCCAGAGGCACCAAAGAAGGGAAACACUGUCUACGUUAAUGGGAUUGGCAUAACAGAGGAGAUGAUCAGAAAAUCUUUUUCACACUAUGGAAAUAUUGUCAACAUCAACAUGGAGCUAGAGAAACACAAUGCUUUUGUGACUUUUGAUAAAAUGGAGGCAGCAGAACAAGCGAUUGCCAAUACUGCUGGCAGUAUGAUAAACAACAUACAACUGAGAGUCCAAAUGGCCAGAAGACAGCCUUCAAUAGAGUCUCUGGUUGAAGGUUCCUCGCAGUCAUCCUGGGGUAGCAUUGAUGCCAGUAGUUCACAAAAAGGUACCAACCACAAAGACACAAGGCAAAUGAUUAACUAUGAGAAUGAUAUGUUUUGAAUAAUUCCAAUCGUGCCCUGCUCAGUAUUCAUCAGCCUACAGACCUUUGAAUGAUGACAACUUUUUACUGAAAAAUUGAACCUGAAAGACAGUUUUCUCCCUUGAUGAAAACAAAUUGUAGUUAUUAUAAAUAAAC
Molecule: messenger RNA, 592 nt
Organism: Physella acuta
Lineage: Eukaryota; Metazoa; Mollusca; Gastropoda; Physidae
Product: negative elongation factor E-like
Biological process (GO): negative regulation of transcription elongation by RNA polymerase II
Cellular component (GO): NELF complex
Molecular function (GO): RNA binding
Source: RefSeq, a predicted model, not a curated record